Molecule: messenger RNA, 5211 nt
Organism: Prinia subflava (tawny-flanked prinia)
Lineage: Eukaryota; Metazoa; Chordata; Aves; Passeriformes; Cisticolidae
Gene: XPC
Product: XPC complex subunit, DNA damage recognition and repair factor
Exons: 16
Coding region: 35-2995 (986 amino acids)
Biological process (GO): mismatch repair; nucleotide-excision repair
Cellular component (GO): nucleus; nucleotide-excision repair factor 2 complex; XPC complex
Molecular function (GO): damaged DNA binding; single-stranded DNA binding
Source: RefSeq, a predicted model, not a curated record
GGCCGGGCCGGGAGCUGCCCGCCCCGGCAGCGCCAUGGGCAGAAAGCGCAGAGCAUCGCCCCGGCCCGCGGCCACCAAAAAGAGGCGCUCUGGGCGGCUGCGAAAGGAGGAGAAGGAAAAGGAGGAGGAGGAGGAUGAUUUUGAAGACAAAAAGCCCAGUGUAAGGAAAAACUCAAAAGCUCCAGCUAGGAAAAAGGAAGAAGAUUGUGAUACUGAAGUUUCCAACGCAGCAAAAACUUCCAAACCUUCAAAACAGGAAAAGGCAAAAUCACAAAUAAAAGAAAAUAAAAAGAAUGCGAGAAAUAAAGAGAAUUGUAUCAAAGAGGAAACAUGCAGUGACUCACUGGAGCGUCCUCAGAAGGAGAUGAAGUUAAAGGCAGAAUCUCCUGUUAAAAAAGAGAUGGCUGAAGACAAUACUGACAACGAUGAUGAUGAUGAUGAUGAUGAUGAAAGUGAAGAUGAAUGGGAGGAUGUGGAAGAACUUCAGGAACCUGCUACAGAUAAGUUAGAAGAAGCUGUUGUUCUUCCAUCAGUUGGACUGCCAAGCAAUCCUGUUGAGAUAGAGAUUGAAACCCCAGAGCAGGUGAAGAAAAGAGAGAGGAGAGAAAAAAGAAAAGCUGAGUUUGAGAUGUACCUUCGGAGAAUGAUGAAACGCUUCAGCAAGGAGGUUCGUGAGGACACACAUAAGGUUCACUUGCUAUGUUUAUUAGCAAAUGGUUUCUAUAGGAACAGGGUCUGCAGCCAGCCAGAUCUCCUCGCCAUCGGUCUGUCCAUCGUCCCUGCCCGCUUCACCCAAGUGCCCGCAGGCCAAGUGGGCCUUGUCUACCUUUCCAACUUGGUGAAAUGGUUUGUUGGAACCUUCACUGUCAAUGAUGAGCUUUCCACUGAAAAAGGAGAGCCCCUUCAGUCAACACUGGAGAGGAGGUUUGCCAUCUAUGCUGCACAGGAUGAUGAGGAGCUUGUUCAUAUAUUUUUAAUUAUUCUGCGAGCAUUACAGCUGCUGUGUCGCCUCGUGCUGUCUUUUCAGCCCAUUCCUCUCAAGGAGACAAGACCAAAGUCUUUUUUUUUUGCCAUAUUCUUAGCUGUAGUGAUAAAGGUGACCUGGCCUGUUUCUCUGCAGGGAAAGAGCUCAUCCCAGAGGCUGUCUCAGAGCAGCACCUCUGAGGGGCAGGGGAGAGCUGCCACAACACCCAAAGGUGUGGCAAAAAAAUGCCCCUGCAAAACAGCCAGGCAGGAUGACAAAUACUCAGAGAGCAAAGAAAACAACAAGGAGCCAAAGAAACCCCAAACUGCCCAGACUGAAAGGACACAUAAGUCAAAGCCAACCAAAGGCAGACAGGAACAGAAGGAAUCAAGAAAUGAGGCUGGUUCAGCAGAAAAAGAUGUGCCAGUCAGGCCCAAGAACGACCGCCGAAGACGAGUGGCCUCCAAAGUGUGUUACAAGGAAGGGAGUGGAAGUGAUGACGGCAGUGCUUCAGAAUUUGAGGUUUCAGAGGAGGAGAGUGAUCUUUCUGAUGAGGAUUUUGAAACUGUCCCUAAAAGGCGGAGGAGCUCACAGGCCUCCCAGAAUUCAAAGCUGACAACUAUAAAAAGGUCAAAAACUGAGACUUCAGAAACAAGGCAGUCAAAAAAUUCAUAUGGAGCUGAGACUAAGCCAGCAAAAAGUACAGCUCCAGGCUUGCCUCAAGCACAGAAGAAGAGAAACAAAAUCAUUUCUAGUGAUGAGGAUGAUGGACAGCAGGAGGUGAGGAAAGCAGUGGGCACAGACCAGUGGCUGGAGGUUUUCCUUGAAUCUGAGGACAAGUGGGUUUGUGUAGACUGUGUUCAUGGCAAUGUGGGCCAGCCCCAGCUGUGCUUUGCACAUGCCACAAAGCCGCUUUUCUAUGUUGUGGGGUUUGACAAUGAUGGGAGUGUCAGGGAUGUGACACAGAGAUACGAUCCAGCGUGGAUGACCUCAACAAGGAAGAGCCGUGUGGACCCAGAGUGGUGGGAAGAGACACUGCAGCCGUAUGCAAGUCCCUAUGUGGAGAGAGACAAGAAAGAAGAAAAUGAGUUUCAAGUGAAGCUCCAAGAUCAACCUCUACCAACAGCAAUUGGAGAGUACAAAAACCACCCACUCUAUGCACUGAAGAGACACCUCUUGAAAUUCCAGGCCAUCUAUCCCGAGUCAGCUGCUAUCUUGGGGUACUGCAGGGGAGAGGCUGUCUACUCCAGAGACUGCAUACACACACUGCACUCCAGGGACACUUGGCUGAAGCAAGCUCGAGUGGUGAGGAUUGGAGAAGUGCCUUACAAGAUGGUGAGAGGCUUUUCCAACCGGGCGAGGAAGGCGCGCCUGGCCGAGCCGGCAAACCGGGACCAGAAGGACCUGGCGCUGUUUGGCCGCUGGCAGACAGAGGAGUACCAGCCUCCCAUCGCAGUGGAUGGAAAGGUUCCUCGAAAUGAAUAUGGAAAUGUCUAUCUGUUCUUGCCAUCCAUGUUACCUGUUGGCUGCGUGCAGCUGAAACUUCCAAACCUGAACAGAGUGGCACGAAAGUUGAACAUUGACUGUGCUCAGGCUGUCACUGGAUUUGAUUUUCAUGGAGGCUACUCACACGCAGUCACUGAUGGGUAUGUGGUGUGUGAGGAGUAUAAAGAGGUCCUUGUUGCUGCCUGGGAGAAUGAACAAGCAGAAAUAGAAAAGAAGGAGAAGGAGAAGCGUGAGAAAAGAGCUCUAGGGAAUUGGAAGCUGCUGACAAAAGGGCUUCUCAUCAGAGAGAGACUGAAGCAACGCUACUCCAUCAAGACUGAGCCAUCAGCACCUGAUACAGAGAAAGGAGGGGGAUUCUCUUCUGAUGAAGAAGGAGCUCCGAGCUCAGAGAGUGCCGUGGAGAACACGGCCAUUUAUUGGCCCCAAAAUCGCCAGCUAGAGAAGCAAGAAGAGAAAACAACCAAAAAGAGCAAGCGAGAAAAGAGAGGAGAAGCCGCUCAAUUGUUCCCUUUUGAGAAAUUGUGAUGACAAGCUUUUCUUUGCUGUUCUCAGAUGCAGGAAAAAGAGUCAUGAUAAGUUUCUUUUACCAAUUAGGGCCUUAGGGUCUUCCUGUGCACUUGUGUUUCUGAGCUGUCACGGACCAACCUAAUUCAGUAUCCAGUUUCCUUUGAGAUAACAGGAAUCACAUAAAUAUCGGUAGAUUUUUCCUUUUGUCCUUGGACUUGGGAGAAGAGCUGCACCUUUUGAGAUCACUUCGCUUUGUUGAGGUUUUUGCUUUUUUUUGUAUCACUCAGUUGAGUUUCCUGAGGCACUCCUGUCAUCAGCAGCCUCUUCCCAUUUUUCUCAUUUUCAUUUUCCUGCUCGCUCAGAACUAAAGCAUCCAGCUGCUUUUUACCUGUGUACAGAGAGGUGUCCAAAGGAAUGCUGAUGCCUGCUUUGAUCCAUAGCUUACCCAAAUUAGUGGUGAGGCAGAGUUCUUGGCCUUUCUGUCUUAAGGGGAAAUACUUCCUUCAAGGUGUAAAAAUCCCCCCACAAUCAGGAGGAUUGAAUACUUUCUAAAGAAUACUUGCAUUUUGUGAUGCAAGUUUGGCUUUUCAGCCUACCAUCUUCCUUUACUCUCAGAGAUCUUGUGCUAUGGAAGUCUCAGAGAAGGCCUGUCGUUAUUACAAACUCAAGGUUCAAUAUGCCUUCUUAAACAAUUUGAAUAUAUACAUAUUUGCUUCUGUUGCUUAUCAAGAUCCUGUGCUGGAGCAAAACAUGUAAAACUGGCUAAAUCUCACUGCUGCAACAAGAUUCACUGAAAUCACAGAAUUCUUGUAAUCCAGUACCAUAGCGUUAAAAAACUGUUGAGAGAGGAAUGUUAAAUCUAUAUAAGUUUUUCCUGCACUUUUGGAGUAGAAAUACUGAUCUGUCUUUGGCAGUGUUAUGUAUCUAAAUUCCACUGACAUAGUCUCUUCUAAAAUGGAGGGGAAAACUAUUUAGUCAUUACUGGACAUUGUCACAGAGACCGAAAUGUAAUAAAAUGGCUUUCAUGUAAUUAUGUUCAGAAAAUCUAUUUUUGUACUGUAUUUGCAGAUCAAAAUAAAGUUAAAAAAAAAGAAUGUGUUUGUCUGUCUUCAGAAUGCACAGGUAACCCCCGCAGUCUCCUUAAAAUACAAGAGGCUGUAGCAGUCAGGUUGAACCAUCAUAUUUUUUAAAUAGAGGCAAGGAAGUGACCAACUUCUCGGGUCAGUAGUGAGUAAAUCUAUGGCAAGCUGGCAGCAGUACACAGACCAGAGAGCAGCUUCCCAAAAGGGAAAUAUUUGCAGGACAAACAAGACCUAUCAAUAGGAAACUAGUUCUUGUGGAAGCUACAAACUAACUUUCCACCUACCUGGAUUAUUCCUGGGUAUAAAACAUGCAAUACUUGAAUAUAAUAAAAAGCCUACAGGCCAACCUUUUGAAAAAUGUAUUUUAUUAAAUAUACAAAAGCUCAGCACUUCUGUAGAAAAUUGUCACUUCACUUCCAAUAAGUAAUGGUGGUUAAUAUGCUGCAUCACAGGCAAAACAGCAGCAGUUCAAAGGCAGUUUCUCUGCCCUGUGGAGCACAAUUCCUGACAGCAUGAGAUGGUGCUGCUGAGCAGCAGCACCACUGCCACGUACCAGUGCAUGCACAAGGCCAUCUCCUGUACCUGCCUUUCACCAGCAGGACAGAGCUGUGAGACCAAACUGAUAACACUCAAAUACCAAAAGAAUGGAAGUAAUUAAGACUAAUAAAGUAAUUAUAAAUUCUCAAAAAAAAAAAAAAAAAGUGAUUUCUAGCUCAGAUUUCUAUUUCAGUAUCUAUUUCUAGCAAAUAUUUGCUCCAAUGUAUGUUCAAGUUCUUUGGUACAGAGAACACUCUUCUGAUGGACAUAAAUAGACUUCAUAAGAGAAAACAUGAUUUUUGUACUGAAUUGUGUAUACUUACAAAAUCCCCCAAAACACACUAGUAUAGGGAGGCCCAUCUGGAAGCCAGACUAGCUUGGUGGAGAGACUUCAGGGUGUCUCUAACCUUAAGUACUGGUUACAGCAGAUAAACAUGAGCCACCACAACACUACAUGGCAUUCCUCUAACAUGAUACAAAACUAACAAUUUAGGCUACUAAAAUAUAUGAAAACUAAUCAGGCAAAAAUAUUUCCAUUACUUAAUUACAUGGAGUAUGUUCAUUGUCCUUACUAAGUGAAAUUAAAGAAAGGAACAGUAUACAGAGAAAAAAAAA